AUGGGUGUUGUACUGACGAUUCAUGGAGCAGUUGGGGCAUAUGACUUAAUCGGCGGCGGGCUGUUGAGAGGAGAAGCGAGGACGCUAGCUGAACUGGGAGGAGAUAUGAGUCGAAGUGGUGAACCUUCACGUGUUGGAGAUAGGACUUCGAGGGAUCGAGAGAGGCAUCAAUCCCCCUGUCGUCGAAGCAGGUUGCCCAGGAGGAACAAGCAGCUACAGGGCAUACCUCCUCAACCCGAUUCUGGAAGGGAAUCCAAUGCGACCCCACGCCCAUUGAGUUUUGCGGUCUUUGUGGGGAAUAGGCCAAUGACAGAUGCGAAUUCGAUUGUUCGGGAUCCAAACAUUGCAGUUGACCAGUACGAUAUUAAUUCUUACACUAAUCUUGUCGUCAAUUAUGCUUCGGAUUUUGUUAAGGAACUUUAUCUACUGGGGGCGAAAAAGAUUGGUUUAUUCGGGGCAGCACCAAUAGGAUGCUUGCCGUCACAGAGAACACUAGCAGGGGGAGAAUUGAGAGUGUGUUCUGAGAUAUACAACCAGGCUGCUCAGUUGAUGAACUCCAAGCUCUCUUCUGCUAUUACUUCCUACAACAACAGUCUCAAUGACCCUAAAGCCAGGAUUGUCUACACUGAUAUUUACAAUCCUCUGCUUAAUAUCAUCCUAAAUCAUGACAAAUAUGGGUUUUCUGUUGCGGAUAAAGGGUGUUGUGGGACAGGGAAUUUAGAAGUGAGCAUAUUGUGUAACCAAUUGACCGAUACAUGUCCAGAUGACUCUGUGUACGUAUUCUGGGACAGCUACCAUCCCACAGAGAGGGGAUACAGAGUACUCGUCAAUCAGAUCCUUCAGUCUAGUCUCAACAAAUUCUUCUGAUCCUACCCCAUUCGG
Molecule: messenger RNA, 882 nt
Organism: Camellia sinensis
Lineage: Eukaryota; Viridiplantae; Streptophyta; Magnoliopsida; Ericales; Theaceae
Source: RefSeq, a predicted model, not a curated record